CCUCACUGUCCUUUCAUACUAGGUUUGGUGUUGGGCAGUAUCAGAACAUGCAAGCCCUUGUAUUUGCCGUGGAGGAGAUUAAUAGAGAUGCUGAUCUCCUUCCCAACAUUACACUGGGCUUCCAUAUCUUUGACACCUGCACAGUUUUAAGAAGAGCAGUAGAAGGAACUCUCUGGAUGUUGUCAGGAGGAGGAGGAGGAAUCAUUCCGAACUUUAAUUGUCACAAAACUGCCCCUCUUGCUGGAAUCAUUGGUGACUCUGGCUCCUCACAAUCCAUUCUAAUGGCUCAAAUCUUGGGGCUCAGCCAAUGUUCACAGCUCCUCCACUAUGUUAAAAACAUAAACUUCAAGACCCAAGAUGGAAGCCAUGUUGUUUUUGAUGCAAAAGGGAACCCUCAGGCUGUCUAUGAUAUUGUGAAUUGGCAAGUCAGCCUCACUGGCGUUCUGGACCAGGUCACAGUUGGGAGUUUUGACCUCACCAAUCUGUAUUGGAAUGCCCUGAAUAUAGAUAGUUCCAAAGUUAUAUGGAGCAAUGGCAGUUCGCAGGUGUGGCAAGAUAAAACGUAUAUUGUUAAAUGGUCCAUACAUCUCUUAUCUUAUUUCACCAUGAGGAUAUUUGAUGUUUUGUAUUAUUACAAUACACUAAGAUAAUUUAUA
This is a messenger RNA of Xenopus laevis (African clawed frog), 656 nucleotides long. RefSeq names its product vomeronasal type-2 receptor 1. The record is from RefSeq and is a predicted model, not a curated record. The coding region runs from base 48 to 650 and encodes 200 amino acids. NCBI's taxonomy places the organism in Eukaryota, Metazoa, Chordata, Amphibia, Anura, Pipidae. The transcript is spliced from 2 exons.